Didymodactylos carnosus is the source of this 1482-nucleotide messenger RNA. NCBI's taxonomy places the organism in Eukaryota, Metazoa, Rotifera, Eurotatoria, Philodinida, Philodinidae. The record is from the annotation of a GenBank genome assembly.
AUGUCAGUACUAAGACAUAGCCUCGUUAUGUAUAAAACUUAUGUUUCACUGGAGAAGAUGAAUAAAAGUGAAAUAAUCACAUUGUUUAUUGAACGUCAAAAAAAUUUAUUUCAUCAUAUUUAUAAUGUAACUCAUAAAUAUAUUGAUGAGACAAAUUUUGAAUUAUUAGUCUCAGAUUUUUAUAUUCAAUAUAAACAUUUAAUUUAUCCAUUUUUGUUAAUUAGUUUAAUAUUUAUUCUCUUAUUCAUAUUAUGGAAAUAUUCGAAUAGAUUUUUAUCCUAUUUAAAAAAACAAAUUACUAAUUUAAAUCGUAUUCGUAAUAAUCGUAAUAAUUAUAAAUUAACAAAUAAUAUUUAUUCAACAAAUGUAACAAAUGAUCUUUUUACAUGGUUGAUAAAUUCAGAAAUUUUAAAACAUCGUUUACAAUAUGAAUUACUUGAAUCAUUAAAAAAUAGUACAUUUAAUUUAGAAACAACAUCGCCAACUGAUAGUAGAUAUACACAGCAACGGUUUACAGUUGAAGCAUUACAAUUUUCAAAUACAAAAGUAACAAAUGUUUCUACGGAAGAACCAUUGUUAUCAAAAGAAAAGAUUACGAUUAAAGCUUCGCUUGAAGUAGAAGAACUUAUCCUUAAUGUAUUGAGUAAAGAUCGUCAAUAUACGCUUGAAUCACCAAAGUUAACCGGUCAGCUUAGUCUUGUUCUCGUUGUUCGUUCUCGUCAAUAUUCAAUAGAUGCUAUAUUAAAACAAUUACAAACAAAUUUAAAACUUGUCGAUCCAAAUAAUAAUUAUACAUCAAAUGAAAAAAAAUUAAUUGAAAGUGCAAUUGAAAAUUGUAUUCAUGAAGCACGUGCACGAUAUACAUUUCAAAUAUCGGAUCACAAUGUUGUAACUAUAUCAUCACCUACAUUAUCAUUGUCAGAUAGAGAUAAGUCUCAUUCAACAUCUUCUCCAUUAAAUAAUUCAAAUGAUCUAGUAUCUACAAAAUUAACAACAACAAAUAUUCCUGAAAUACAAACAAAAAUUUUUAAUGAUAAUAGAUUUGAUAAUGUGCCAAAAACAACUGUCAAAGAUUUUAAUUACAAUUAUGAUACACAGAAUACAACUCCACAAAAACACCAACAAAAUAAUAAUUUAUUACAAAAAAAAUUACUUGUACGAAUUGUAAAAGGCACUAAUUUACAUGAUGCUGAUCAACCGUAUUGUACAUUGGAAUUAAAUAAUCCACAUCAAAUACAUAAAACAUCGAUUGGAAAAGCACCAAAUCCAUUUUGGGAUGAAAAAUUUUUCUUUGAAUGUAAUGAACAAAGUAAUGAAAUCAGAAUACGAAUUAUUGAUCAAAAAGGAAAAAAAUUAUCCUAUGAACGUCUCUAUGCUGAUAUCUCAAUACCAUUUCAUUAUGUAACAAGUACAGUUUAUAAACAAGAUGUUAUAAUCAAUCCAAAUCAUCCGGAUAGUAUCAUUCGAAUCGAAGUAAGAUAA